This is a messenger RNA of Pantherophis guttatus, 2868 nucleotides long. RefSeq names its product protein phosphatase 1 regulatory subunit 7 (gene PPP1R7). Lineage: Eukaryota; Metazoa; Chordata; Lepidosauria; Squamata; Colubridae. Gene Ontology annotation, molecular function: protein binding. The record is from RefSeq and is a predicted model, not a curated record.
UCCCAUUGGUACCUCUGCAGCGAAGCUGAUUCUGUGAUUGGGUAGAGGAGAUCCCGAACCCGUUAUUCAUUGGCUAUCCCAAGGCCAUGUCCGAUGCCGGAAGGAGGGGGGAGCGCGAAGCGUUAUGGCGACGACGACGACGACAACGACAACGACGACAGCAGAGCCUGAGAGUGGGGAGGGCGCUCAAGAGAUGAUGGAGGGUGAGAAACCGGAUUGUAGCGCGCGAUGUCCGAAUCUAGUUGAUAAAAGAAUUGAAUCAGAAGAAUCUGGAGAUGAUGAAGGGAAGAAACAAGCAGUUUGCAUAGUAACAGACCUCAGUCAACAAAGUCUAAGAGAAGAGCAGAAUGGAGAAAAUUUAACAAGUGACUCAGAGAUUCCAGUGGAUAUGGAAACUAUUAGCCUGGAUCCAGAGGCCGAGGAUGUUGAUCUGAAUCAUUUCCGAAUUGGCAAAAUAGAAGGGUUUGAGGUGCUCAAGAAAGUGAAGACACUUUGUCUUCGGCAGAACUUGAUUAAGUGCAUUGAGAACCUGGAACAGCUGCAAACUCUCAAAGAGUUGGAUCUUUAUGACAAUCAGAUUCGUAAGAUUGAGAACUUGGAGGCCUUGACAGAUCUUGAGAUCUUAGAUAUUUCAUUUAAUAUUUUACGACGCAUUGAAGGCUUGGAUCAGCUCAUUCAGUUAAAGAAACUCUUCCUGGUCAACAACAAAAUCAGCAAAAUUGAGAACCUAAGCAACUUACAACAGUUGCAGAUGUUAGAGCUAGGAUCUAAUCGAAUCAGGGCAAUCCAGAAUAUUGAUACCCUGACUAACCUGGAUAGCCUAUUUCUGGGGAAAAACAAAAUCACUAAGUUGCAGAACAUGGAUGCAUUGACAAACUUGACAGUGCUUAGCAUACAGAGCAAUCGGUUAACAAAGAUUGAAGGACUACAGAAUCUGGUAAAUCUGCGAGAGCUAUACCUUAGCCAUAAUGGUAUAGAGGUCAUUGAGGGCCUGGAGAAUAAUAAUAAACUUACAAUGCUGGACAUUGCAGCCAAUAGGAUCAAAAAGAUUGAAAAUAUCACCCAUCUAACAGAACUCCAGGAAUUUUGGAUGAAUGAUAAUCUCAUUGAAUGCUGGAGUGACUUAGAUGAGCUGAAAGGAGCCAAGAAGUUGGAAACAGUCUAUCUAGAGCGAAACCCUCUCCAGAAGGAUCCCCAGUACCGUCGCAAAAUCAUGCUGGCUCUUCCAUCUGUCCGACAGAUAGAUGCUACCUUUGUCCGAUUCUGAACCUUCCCUGGCCCUUUGCCUUUGCCUUUCUUCCUCUCAGAGUGUCACAACUGGGAUUUUUAUCCACAUACUGUGCCCUCUGUCUUCAGCCUGCUGACACACAGCAAAUGGCCAACCAGAAGCACUGAUAUCAGACCUUGCAUAACAAUGCACACACUGUUGUUGUUUUUGAAUAUUGUUGUUAUGAUUAUUAUUAUUAUUAAACCCUAAUGUGUGAAAUUUCCUGGUCAUAAAGGUGUCUGUCUGAAUUAGGCAAACUAUCAAAUCAUUUGUCCUCUAAAUUUUUUCAGUGCUCUGACAGCCUGCUUAGAACUAAAAUAGCCUCUGACAGGGGUUAAUGUAUUGAAACGUAUUACUUUCAUUUUGUUUUCUUUCUUAAGGUGAACAUAGAAAACUUAGAAUCAUCCAGUGAACACAGAAGCAAUCGGAUGUAUAGAGUAAAUUGCAUUAUAUUGCUGAGUUAUUUGCUUUCACCUAUGUACAUUUUCUCCACCAUGUAAUUGACUUGCUCUUUUCAAUGUACACAUCUUUGUGUUUCAAAGAUGGAUAUAUUCAAUAUGGCUUUAUUUACUUUUCUGAUUGCCCGAUCUGCAAAGCUUUAUGCUUUUGACAUGCUGUUCUAUACAUUGUUUCUGUUCUGCAAAAGAUGGUAGAGCAAGCUUUAUAAUCAACAUGAAAUGAAUUUCAGACACUAAAUAUUAAAGGAAGAAAGCACAAUCCUAUAAAUGAUUGAUUUGUUCCUAAACCAGUCAAGUAACUACAGGUGGUAGAAUGGUAUAAGUGAAAUAUAAACAUAUUUGGAUGCCAAUAGUUCCUGACAGGCAGAAAAACAGUGUUGAUUACAUGAGUAACUGACUUUUGCAGCCCAGGGUCGAAGACAUGGUUUGUUUUCACAGAAGCCCUUUAAGCAUGCUAUUGCCUUGGAAAGAUGCUGGCACUAAAGGUGUAUGAUUCCAUCUUUUAAAUAUUCACAUGAUAAACAAAUCUUAAUAAAACCACAGCAAGUAGUCAAAUUUUUGCAUUUUUUUCCAAGUAACAGAGGGUGCUAUAUUAAUGAAUAUUACUGCUGAGCUUAAACAUUCAUGCUUUUGAAUGUUUUCUAUAGAACAAAACACCCUGAUCAUUCCAAAUAUAAUCAAGAAUAGUCAAUUGUAUUUCUCUAAAUAUUUUGAUCUUCCAGUUUUUAUCCCUAAUUAGCAUAGCAACAGUAAGCCCAAUACAUCUAGAAGCCAGCAGAUUGCCUGUCUAGGGUAAGAUGAUAAUACAGUAGCUUUAAAUGUAAAAAAAUAAUAAUAAUCUCCAGCCUCUUUAUACUAAUAUUGCAAAAAUUCAUUGAUUGAAAUCUCUGGUCAUCUAGACAAAUUGUUCUGAAAUCUGUUUUGAUCCCAUAGUAUUUAUAGAACAACAGAAAUUAAUACAUUUGAUGUUUAGAAAUAUAAUUUUUCCAAUGUCUACAUUAAGAUGCCUAGUUUGAAAAUUUUAGCUGAUAUCUAUAUCAUCAAUGUCACUGGUUUUGCCAAAUUUUUCAGGAUUUCCAUUGAUUUAUUUGAAUGUAUGCCCAUUUAAAAAUUGUCUUGAAAUAAAGCAUUCUUUGCUUUGGA